UACGCAUGGAUUGGUGUUAAUAAGAAAAUUCUAUUUUCUAGAAUAUGAACCUAACUACGUUUAUAUAUUUAGUAUUCCAGGAUUAGUAAAAAUCCUCGUGUCUAGCUUCGUAGCAAGUGAGCACCUGCCAGUGACAGACAUCUGUAUGGUUGCUAACACACCACGAUGACCGUGGUAAUUGGGUUCGAAGGCAGUGCCAACAAGAUCGGAGUGGGUAUUGUGCGUGAUGGCGAGGUCCUCUCAAACCCCAGACGUACUUAUAUCACUCCACCCGGCCAAGGGUUCCUCCCCAGCGAGACGGCCAAGCACCACCGGGCCGUUGUCUUAACCGUCCUGAGGGAGGCGCUGCAGCAAGCAGGCCUGAAACCUGCCGACAUCGACUGCGUGGCCUACACAAAGGGUCCAGGGAUGGGAGCCCCGCUGGUGACCGUGGCCCUGGUGGCCCGGACGGUGGCCCAGCUGUGGGGCAAGCCCCUCCUGGGGGUGAACCACUGCAUCGGGCACAUCGAGAUGGGACGCCUGGUCACCCGCGCCAACAACCCCACCGUGCUGUACGUCAGCGGGGGGAACACGCAGGUGAUUGCUUACUCGGAGCACCGCUACAGGAUAUUCGGGGAGACCAUCGACAUCGCCGUGGGAAACUGCCUGGAUCGCUUCGCCAGGGUUAUUAAGAUCUCAAACGAUCCCAGCCCUGGAUACAACAUCGAGCAGAUGGCCAAGAAGGGUAAGGAGUUUGUGGAGUUGCCCUACACAGUGAAAGGAAUGGACGUAUCCUUCUCUGGAAUUCUGUCCUACAUCGAGGAUGCCGCUCACAAGAUGCUGGGCUCGGGUCAAUGCACCGCUGAGGACCUGUGCUUCUCUCUGCAGGAGACCCUGUUUGCCAUGCUGGUGGAGAUCACGGAGCGGGCCAUGGCGCACUGCAACUCCCAGGAGGUCCUCAUUGUCGGCGGAGUGGGCUGUAAUCUGCGCCUGCAGGAGAUGAUGGGAACGAUGUGCAAGGAGAGAGGAGCACAUCUCUUCGCCACAGACGAGAGCUUCUGCAUCGAUAACGGAGCGAUGAUCGCGCAGGCCGGCUGGGAGAUGUUCCGGUCGGGUCACGUGACCGAGCUGCCGGACUCCUGGAUCACCCAAAGGUACAGAACCGAUGAGGUGGAAGUCACGUGGAGAGACUGACCAACCGUACCGCCUUCUCGACCCUUAACCCCGCCUCCAUCCCUGUGACACGGCGAUGAUGUCACAGCACCUGUCAGAGACCUCCUCUGCGCCCGUCUCCACCCUCGAACGUCACCUGAAGCCGGGGUUCCUUAAUCUCAGGCCUGGGCCCACCCCCCCCGCACAUUCUGGUUGAUGGGUCCUCCAUCUUGAUGGUCGUGGUUGAAAGUUAAUUUGUUAAUUUGACAUGGUCAAUGCACACCAAUAUCAUUUAUGUAAAUGCACCAGACAAACCAGGGAUGCUAGUUAGUUAAUUAAUGAAUUAAUUAGGUCUCGUUCUGAACUACUGAUGACGGGGAGUCAGUGUAAAUGUUACUCUGUGGGUUUAGGGUGUGAACUGUAAGAGAACUAACGUCAAACCUCCACCCACGGUGUACAAUUGUUCAUUUUUCUAUUUUCAGAAUAAAGAAAUUUAAACCGUU
Molecule: messenger RNA, 1634 nt
Organism: Conger conger (European conger)
Lineage: Eukaryota; Metazoa; Chordata; Actinopteri; Anguilliformes; Congridae
Gene: osgep
Product: O-sialoglycoprotein endopeptidase
Exons: 12
Coding region: 166-1173 (335 amino acids)
Biological process (GO): tRNA threonylcarbamoyladenosine modification
Cellular component (GO): cytoplasm; EKC/KEOPS complex
Source: RefSeq, a predicted model, not a curated record